Myripristis murdjan (pinecone soldierfish) is the source of this 2799-nucleotide messenger RNA. It is a transcript of the gene pax6b, whose product is annotated as paired box 6b. Bases 440 to 1765 code for a protein of 441 amino acids. NCBI's taxonomy places the organism in Eukaryota, Metazoa, Chordata, Actinopteri, Holocentriformes, Holocentridae. The record is from RefSeq and is a predicted model, not a curated record. The transcript is spliced from 15 exons. Gene Ontology annotation, molecular function: DNA-binding transcription factor activity, RNA polymerase II-specific; RNA polymerase II cis-regulatory region sequence-specific DNA binding. Gene Ontology annotation, biological process: regulation of transcription by RNA polymerase II; anatomical structure development.
UUCAACUCUGCAGCGGAUCGAAACGUAGAUAGGUUGUAAUCUGGACCUAUAAGUUUCUCUCGUUUUGACACACAGGAGAGAGAUCUGGAGGGAGAAGAAACGAGGCGAAUUUGUACGCACGGGAUAGCGGCCAGCGGUCUGCUGUCUUUCAUCCGGGAUAUCCCCUCCGUCUCCGCCGAAGACCACUGGAAACUAAUUUUUCCUCUUCUAAACUUCCGAAAGAGGCUGAUCCUGGUCCGCAUUUUUUUCUCUUUCCGUGGCUUGGAGAACUAUAGGCUAUAAUUUGCCAAGGACUUUGACAACGACGCAGGAUGCCCCAAAAAGGGAGACAUUAAGUAGUGAAAACGGCAGAUGAUUGACUAAAUUGUUAUAAAGUGGACAGUCAACUCUGUUUCCAGAAUACCACAACCAAGCCACGUGGGAGUCUGGCGUAGCCUCAAUGAUGCAGAACAAGGUGUAUGACAUCUGUGAUGAAGGUCACAGUGGCGUAAACCAGCUUGGUGGUGUGUUUGUUAAUGGUAGACCACUGCCGGACUCCACCAGGCAGAAAAUAGUUGAACUUGCACACAGUGGUGCUCGACCCUGCGACAUCUCCAGGAUACUGCAGACCCAUGAUGAUGCAAAAGUCCAAGUGCUGGACAAUGAAAACGUGUCCAAUGGUUGUGUGAGCAAGAUUCUUGGCAGAUACUAUGAAACUGGCUCCAUAAGACCGAGAGCAAUAGGCGGCAGCAAGCCCAGGGUAGCCACUCCAGAGGUGGUCGGGAAAAUCGCGCAGUACAAGCGGGAGUGUCCGUCUAUCUUUGCGUGGGAGAUUCGUGACAGACUUCUGUCAGAGGGGGUCUGCACAAACGACAAUAUACCCAGUGUGUCAUCGAUAAACAGAGUCCUCCGCAACCUGGCUAGUGAAAAGCAACAGAUGGGCGCAGAUGGCAUGUAUGACAAGCUGAGAAUGCUCAACGGUCAGACAGGAACUUGGGGGACCCGGCCCGGCUGGUACCCCGGAACAUCAGUGCCAGGGCAACCCAACCAAGAUGGUUGCCAGCAACAAGAUGGUGCAGGAGAGAACACAAACUCCAUCAGCUCAAACGGGGAGGAUUCAGAUGAGACACAGAUGCGACUUCAGCUGAAGAGGAAACUACAGAGAAAUCGCACGUCCUUCACUCAGGAGCAAAUUGAAGCACUGGAAAAAGAAUUUGAAAGAACCCAUUAUCCUGAUGUUUUCGCGAGGGAGAGACUAGCAGCGAAAAUAGACCUGCCUGAAGCGAGAAUACAAGUAUGGUUCUCAAAUAGAAGAGCAAAGUGGAGGCGAGAGGAGAAGCUGCGGAACCAGCGCCGGCAGGCCAACAACUCCUCCAGUCACAUCCCCAUCAGCAGCAGCUUCAGCACCAGCGUCUACCAGGCCAUCCCACAGCCCACCACACCGGUCUCUUUCACUUCGGGGUCAAUGCUGGGUCGACCUGACACUGCACUCACAAACACCUACAGUGCGCUGCCCCCCAUGCCCAGCUUUACCAUGGCAAACAACCUACCUAUGCAACCCAGCCAGACCUCCUCUUAUUCCUGCAUGCUGCCUACCAGUCCGCCUGUGAAUGGGCGGAGCUACGAAACAUACACGCCCCCUCAUAUGCAGGCACAUAUGAACAGCCAAUCAAUGACCACUUCUGGUACCACCUCAACAGGACUCAUCUCUCCUGGAGUGUCUGUCCCUGUCCAAGUCCCAGGGAGCGAGCCUGACAUGUCUCAGUACUGGUCAAGACUACAGUAGAGAGAAGAGCUACUUCACCCUGUAACUACCCACUCCACCAUCGCCCUCCGGCAGUGUUCCUCACACAUACACAGCAGAGGAGAGGAGAGAAGGCGAGAGAGGGUAGAGAAGAGGAGGAAAGAGGAGAGCAGAAGAAAAGAAAAGAGACUCUGGGAGAGCUUUGGGACAUCUGGGCUGUGUUUUUCCAGUGGGACUGUGUGCUGUUCUGUAGCUCUAGGCACAUUCAUUCGAGGACUUGGACGAGAGAACAACAAUGGAAAGACAGACAGAAAAAUGGACCUCUGUAAAGUGCCCGGUGUUAAAUUUUUAUGGAACAAAUACUUAUCUGUUUUUUUUUUCUAUUUCCAACUUCAGUCAUUGUUUCCUUUUUUUCUCUGGUGUGUUUGUAAAUGGCCAUUUGUAUGUUAAUAUGAAAAACCAAGAUCAAGUACUGAUAGAUGGACUGCUAGAAAACCAUGUUGGUCUUGCGUUUGUUUGAGAGAGAGGAGAACCUGAGAGAUUCUGCCAUGACUAUCUUUUAAUCUGCUUAUAUCGAGACUUUCUACCAGACUUUGCAUGGUCUCUGGACGCUGUUGCAUAUCAUUAAAGAGGAAAAGCUGGAGGGAAGACUCUUACUGUGUCAAAAGAAAAAAAAAAACUAUUUAUUGGUCUUAUUCCAUACGAGUGGAUAUUAGCAGAGGAAGUUCAAACUCGAUCCACCCACUGAGGCCGUGGUCUCGACUCCUCCAGUGAUCACACGAGCUGACUGAGCCUGGGCUUGCAGGCCCAUUUGGCUUGAAUCACUAUCAAGAGCUACAGGUGUGCAAAGAUGGUGCGACAUGCAACUCUACUCGGACCUCUGCUUCGGUGGUUGGAUUGACGCUAGAUUACCAUGAGGAACAUUAAAUGUGGAAAACAGGUGUAAGAAAUACCUGUAGUCUGUACAUGGUAGACUGCGUCUUCGAUAUAACCCAGUUUGUUUAUGUCAAAAUGUAAAGUACUUGUCUUCCCUAGAAAUCUUCCAGAAAGAUUUCUCCAAUAAAAGUGAUUUCAUU